AUAGAAUACUGUUGACUCAAGUUCCCGUCAAGAUCACACGUGUACUUUGGCAGCUGGCUCCGUUAUUAUUUAGUGAUGCCAAAGAAUAAAUUUAAAAAGAAGUCUGGAUUAUCACUUGUUGAUCGGAAGAAAGCCUUAAAGGAAGCUGCACUUGCUUCAAAAGAAAAUGAAGAACAGAAAACAAAGAAAACUCCUUCAAAAUAUUCUGUAUCUCAACUUCUUGACAAGGCAGAAGACUGCAUCAAUGAAUUUCAGUAUGAAGUGGCUCAGAAGUUCUGCCAACGAGCUUUGGAGAUGGAACCAGAUAACGUGCGAACUCUGGAAACAACUGGAAAUCUUUUAAUGGAGUUAGGAGACCCAGAUGGGGCAAAACAAUGUUUUGGCAGAGCCGUGGAAGUUUCACCGGAUAGUGGUUAUGCUAAGUACAUGUGUCUUGGUCAGCUGUUUGAAGGUGUGCAGGCUGUGGAGUGCUACCAGAAGGGGAUACAACUCAUGGUUAAGGAAAAACAGGAGCAGCAGGCACAAGAGAUAUCUGCCGCCUGUCGAGGUGGUGAUCAAGUGACUGAUCUGGAUAUCUCCAAUGCGUAUUGUGCUAUCGGUGAACUCUACAUGACGGACCUAUGUUUUGAAGAAGAUGCAGAAGUGAAAUGUGAAGAAGUGGUUGAGAAAGCUGUUUCUUCUGAUAAAGAAAACCCUGAAGCCUUUCAGUUGAAAGCUAACUUCUUGUUGUCAAAGGAUAAGAAAGAGGAAGCUAAAGAUGCCAUAAAGCAGAGUGUAUCACUAUGGUUACCAAAACUACAAGCAAUGGAUAAAGAAGAUACACUAGAAGAACAGUUUGAUCCAGUUCAGGCUGUCGCAGUCAGUUAUGAAAGUCAAGUUUCCACAGGAAAAAUUCUUAUUGAAGUAGAAGAGUAUGAGCUUGCGGCAGAAGUUCUUGAGUCGCUGCUUGAUCAAAAUGACGAGGAUCCACAAGUCUGGUAUCUGCUGGGCUGGGCAAACUUUCUCCAAGGAGAUGACUACAAGGAAAAUGCCAGAUUCUAUCUCAACAAAGCCAAAAAGGUUUAUCACAAAGUGAAGAUGAAUGACGAAGAACUUCUAAAACACAUAGAUGAGUUGCUGUGCGAACUAGGACCAGGUGAAGGUGAUGAUGAUGAUGAUGAAGAAGAGAAUGUGGGAGAUGAGGAACCUCAAAGCUCUGAUGAAGAAGCAAUGGAACACUGAUUAUUACAUCAAGCCACAAAAUCCAGUGUCUUUAAGUUAGCAAUUCUUUGACCAGUGAAACACUUGCAACCACUGUAGACUAAGCUCGAUAAUCUCUCAUUGCAGAUUAAUUCUUACAAACAUAAUAAAGAGAUUUGAAUUAUUUUCCUGGGCUUAGUAUGCAUGUGCAGAUCUCAAAUUGCUGUAAUGCAGAAACAUUUAAAAUAAGAGUUGACCUUAGAAAAUCUUUAAAUGAAGAGUUUUCCUUUCAUGUUCUGUAAUACUUUAACAAUAGGUCACAAGUCUAAUUACAGCAGAGACAAUGAUGAUCUUUUACCAUACCAAUUUGAUGAUCAGGAAGUUAGAGGUAAAAGCAACAAACAUGAAAAAUGGCUCACACUGACCUAAUUCUAAUACACACUGUCCCGACAUCCCAAGAUGUAUUCCACCCCAAGAUGUUUAAUUAAAUUCUGCUUUGAACAACACAAGCUAGACAAAUUCAUGAACAGAGUAAUUGGCAUCAGCCUUGGUGAUGUGGUGGUAGAUAAUGGGUUCCUGCUCCUACCUAAUGUGAGAUGAUGUAAUGGAGAGAUGUCAUGCCACUACCAGUGUCUGACAAAUGUUUUAGAAAGUCACUAGGUCUUGCAGAAGCUUUGGCUAGUGCCCUACAGUUGAUCAUUUUCACCAGCCCAAUCACUAGCCGGGACAGAGGGUUAAUGGAUUAAGCCUUCCACUACACCAACCGAUCUCUCACCAACCAUUAACCUGUCCUGAACAGAUGACCCCGAUAGCCGAGGUAUGUGCCUAGGAUAAUAUUCUUGAACCUUGCAUACAACUUGAGGAAUAUAAAAAAAAGAGAAGAAAGUGCUGUAUUGAAAAAUAAAAGAUCACAAUAUAGUCAACUUUUCAAAAUCCAGCAAAACUUUCCAAUUUUUUGUUGGUCUUUGUUAAUUUUCAUCUGCAGAUAAAAGCAUGGAAAUGUAACUAAAAUAAAAGUUUAAAAUUG
This is a messenger RNA of Gigantopelta aegis, 2206 nucleotides long. Its product is annotated as probable assembly chaperone of rpl4. NCBI's taxonomy places the organism in Eukaryota, Metazoa, Mollusca, Gastropoda, Neomphalida, Peltospiridae. The record is from RefSeq and is a predicted model, not a curated record. The transcript has 11 exons. Gene Ontology annotation, molecular function: protein binding. Bases 76 to 1221 code for a protein of 381 amino acids.